Molecule: messenger RNA, 1731 nt
Organism: Triticum dicoccoides
Lineage: Eukaryota; Viridiplantae; Streptophyta; Magnoliopsida; Poales; Poaceae
Exons: 5
Coding region: 653-1501 (282 amino acids)
Source: RefSeq, a predicted model, not a curated record
ACAAAGUGACAGAGCGAAUUCAUGCUCAUGUGAUGGACUGGUGACUUCAGUUGCUAAAAGGAAGGACUCACAUGAUGACAAUUCCCGGAGUGAUAAAAAAUUGAGAUACUCAGGACCAAGCCUUCCAGAGGCCGUAUGGCAUCAUAUACAUUCUCUGCUUCCUCUACGAGAUGCUGCACGCGUUGCCUGCGUGUCUCAUUCGUUUCGACGUUCUUGGAGAUGUUUUCCCAAUCUCAGCUUAACUAGGGAAACACUGGGUUUGAAAGGCGGGGUCGACGGAAUAUCAUCUAAAAUAGCGCUUGAUCUUGCAAAGAGAACUGAACACAUUCUGAAAAACCACUCAGGCGUUGGCGUGAAGGCACUCAAACUUGAAAUACGUGAAUUUCCCUUUUUCAGCACCUCACGUGAUGAUCUCAAUCGUUGGCUUGGUAUUGCCGUUAGACCAGGGAUUGAAGAACUUUACCUGCAGCUUUAUUCAUCUCAUGCGGACGUGUACAACUUCCCAUGCACACUUUUACUUGAUGGGAGUGGCAAGUCGAUUCGGCACCUUCAUCUCGGUGAAUGUGCCUUCCGUCCCACGGCUGGAGUUGGCUUCUUAAGAAGCCUGACUAGUUUGGAACUGUAUGAUGUGCAUAUUACAGGGGAUGAGUUAAUGUGCCUUCUUUCCAGUUCAGUUGCUUUGGAGAAAUUGACACUAGUGUAUUGCCAUGAGUUGAUUUUCCUGGAGAUACCUAGCCUGCUGCAGCGGCUUAGCCACCUGGUUGUCCACGACUGCUUAAAUCUGGAAGUGAUAAAGAAUAAGGCCCCUUAUCUCUACAGUUUUGAAUAUAGUGGUGCCCUGGUACGACUAUCACUUGGUGUUUCAUUGCAAAACCUUGACAUUGAUGCUUCAGGGUGGGACGUUAUUCAUUAUGCUGGUGCCAAACUUCCAUGCAUGGUGCCAAAUCUUGAAGCUCUUAACAUACAUUCGUCUUAUGUGAGGGAUAUACUGGUGGUACCUGGCAAAUUCCUCCACCUCCAGCAUCUGUGUAUUGGGGCAUUUACCCCAGACUAUGAUUAUCUCUCUCUGGUUUCUUUUCUUGAUGCUUGUCCUUCCUUGGAGACUUUCAUAUUGUCUGCAGAGCCGGAUUGCAUGGAGCAAGAAUCAGGUUUAGGAUAUUCUUUUCAUGAUCUAAGGCAGAUGCCAGGACACAUGCAUAGGAACAUGAAGGAUGUGCAGAUCAUUGGUUUUUGUUCUGCGAAGAGCAUGGUUGAGCUGACAUGCCAUAUUCUUGAGAAUUCAAAGCUGCUUAAGUGCCUUAAACUGAGCACCUGUUACAAUGGUGAGAUUUUGUGUUCCUACAACAAUAAUGGUAAAUGUCUCCCGAUGAGUAGGGGUAUGAUGAUGGAAGCCCAUAAAGCUCUCUUGGCGGUGGAAAGAUAUAUUUUGGGGAAAGUUCCCUCAACCGUCGAGUUAAAAGUUGAGGAGCCUUGCAGCCGUUGCAAUGCUCUUGAAAUCUAGGGUAUGUUUGGCCUUUCUCUAGCUCUGAGCUUUGAUAGGGAUGCUCGUGGAGCAGGGCAAGACCGUGUCAGCUCGGAAUAUCAGGUGAUACCACCCCUUAAUUAAAUGCUCCCAUGAUCACAACUUUCAGAAAACAAGUUCAAUUUGUAAGUUGAUGAUGAAGCGUCUCAACCCUCAACAGAGAGGGCCGCGUGAUCUUAUAUUGAUAGCGAGAGGUUUCCCUCGAGGUA